Messenger RNA from Cajanus cajan (pigeon pea), 2320 nucleotides. RefSeq names its product serine hydroxymethyltransferase 7. Gene Ontology annotation, molecular function: glycine hydroxymethyltransferase activity; electron transfer activity; heme binding. The record is from RefSeq and is a predicted model, not a curated record. Gene Ontology annotation, cellular component: mitochondrion; cytoplasm. Gene Ontology annotation, biological process: tetrahydrofolate interconversion. Lineage: Eukaryota; Viridiplantae; Streptophyta; Magnoliopsida; Fabales; Fabaceae.
UCCCAUUCCACGUUGAACGCGUUAAUUGCUACAUUCGCAUAUUCAUUUGCAUUUGCAUUUGCAUAGUCCUCACGCUACCAACACUCUGCUCUCUCCUUAAUUACAUCCAGGUUCAUCCACCAUCGCUUCUUUAUCUACCUUUCUUUCUUCUUUUCAUAUCUCAUAAUUCAUAAUUCCUUCUCUUUACCUUUCUUCACUCUUCUCUAUCUGCUCUGCUCUGCUCUACUCCCAUGUAUUCUCUUUCUACCUCAACACAUUCCUCAUCGUCAUUCCCCUGUUCCUCUGUUUCAUUCCCCUGUUCUCUCUGUUCCUGUAGUAGUUGUUGUUGUUGUUGCUGCUGUACCGACCCAUAACCUCAAUUCCGCUCAAAGUGCAAACUUUUCCCCUUUCCAAUUUCGGGUCAACCCAUGGACUCUCAUCCGGGUCUAUCUCUCGGGCUGAGCGCCCCUCUCUCGUCACCGGCAGCAACACUCUGUGAUUCCUCUGUUCCGUGGCGGAUAUUCAAUGAACGACGCGCCAAAGAAGAAGAAGAAGAAGAAGAGGAAGAAGAAGGGAGCGAAACGAUCAACUUCAUGGACCAGCGCGUGAAGAGGAAGGCAGAGGGUCACCAACACUCGUGUUUCCCUUCGAAGCGCGUGGCGGUGGAUUCCGCAGUGGGGUGGUGGAACCAGCCACUGGGCGUGGCGGACCCCGAGAUUUUCGACAUCAUGGAGAAGGAAAAACGGAGACAGUUCAAGGGAAUUGAAUUGAUCGCUUCGGAGAAUUUCGUGUGCAGGGCAGUGAUGGAAGCUUUGGGGAGCCAUUUGUGCAACAAGUACUCUGAGGGAAUGCCUGGUGCGAAAUACUACACGGGUAAUCAGCACAUUGAUGAGAUUGAGUUUCUGUGUUGCCAGCGUGCGUUGGUGGCGUUUGAUCUUCACCCUGGCAAUUGGGGUGUUAAUGUUCAACCGUAUUCUUGUACUUCUGCUAACUUUGCUGUGUACACUGGGAUUUUGCAUCCCGGGGAUAGGAUAAUGGGUUUGGAUUCGCCUUCUGGGGGGCAUUUGAGUCAUGGUUAUUAUACCCUUGGGGGGAAGAAGGUUUCUGCGGCCUCUAUUUUCUUUGAGACUUUGCCCUAUAAGGUGAAUCCGCAGACUGGUUAUAUUGACUAUGAUAAGCUUGAGGAGAAAGCCUUGGAUUUUAGGCCCAAGAUACUUAUUUGUGGGGGGAGUUCGUACCCCAGGGAGUGGGAUUAUGCCAGGUUCAGGCAGGUUGCUGAUAAGUGUGGAGCCGUGUUGAUGUGUGACAUGGCUCAUAUCAGUGGUCUUGUGGCGGCUAAGGAAGUAGCUAGUCCGUUUGACUACUGUGAUAUUGUUACCUCAACCACCCACAAAAGUCUCCGAGGUCCAAGGGGAGGCAUCAUCUUCUAUAGAAGGGGGGCAAAACCAAGGAGGCAAGGUUUCGUCCAUAAUUAUGGAGAUGACAGUAAUUAUGAUUUUGAGGAGAAAAUAAACUUUGCUUUGUAUCCAUCAUUACAAGGAGGCCCCCACAAUAAUCAUAUUGCUGCACUUGCCAUUGCUUUUAAACAAGUUGCAACUCCAGAGUACAAAGCAUACAUGCAGCAGGUGAAGAGAAAUGCACAGGCAUUAGCCUCUGCCUUGUCGAGAAAAAAUUGCAGAUUAGUCACUGGUGGGACUGACAAUCAUCUGUUGCUAUGGGAUCUAACAGCACGUGGCUUAAUUGACAGAAACUAUGAGAAGGUCUGCGAGGCGUGUCACAUCACUCUCAAUAAAUGUGCCAUUUAUGGUUCGAUUUCUCCUGGAGGAGUGAGAAUUGGUACUCCCGCAAUGACAUCAAGAGGCUGUUUAGAGGAAGACUUUGAGACCAUAGCUGAUUUUCUUCUGAGGGCAGCUCAGAUUACCGGCAAGGUUCAAAGGGAACAUGGGAAAUCAUACAAAGAUUUUCUCAAGGGCCUUCAGAAUAAUAAAGAAAUUUCUGAUCUCAGAAAUCGGGUUGAGACAUUCAGCACCCAGUUUGCAAUGCCAGGAUUCGAUAUUUGAUUUUGAUGUGUAAACACACUUAUUGCAUCAUUAUUUUUUUUAUAGGUUUUUUCCCCUUGCUCUUACUAGUUAGUUAGCUUAUGUAAAUAACAUAUGGAAAUGGAAAUCAAAUCGUCAUGCAGCCGCUACACAUCACAGUUAGCAAUGUCCCUCUUCUUCAACCACAACUUUAGUUGUGGCUACCUUUCUUUUAUUAUGAAGAAAUUGUCGUGAUAGAAAACGCAUGAAAAGAAAUGUUACUAAACCACGUUAAUUGAAUUAUUUUACAGUCUGUUAUUGGA